UUCCUCUUCCUGUAAAGACGCACAGAGAGACAAACAGAGACGCUGCAUGUGAGAGCUUUUCACAUUCACUUCAGGACAUUACCACAUCAGCAGCCAUGAUUCUCAUGAGCUUCAUGUUUCUGCUCGCCGCGGCGGUGAACCCAGCUCAGAGUCAAGAAAUACAAGAGAUCAAAUCAGAUGGUGUCAUUAUCCUUUGCUCUGGAGGUGAAUCUGCUGUUGAAGUCAAGUGGUUUAAGGACAACAACAACAAAGAAGAAGAAAUUAAAGGCCAUAGCAAUUUAACCUAUGAAGUUAAAGCUGAUCAGGGAAUAGUUAAAGGAUUCUACAGAUGUGAAUAUGAAAAGACAGAUUCAAAUGCAAAAAUAAAGUAUGUGUUCUUCCUCAGAGUACAAGUCUGUGAGAACUGCUAUGAGUUGAGCAGGUUGAAGGCAGCGGCCGUCAUACUCGGAGAUGUACUGUUUACAGGAGGAGUUAUUUUCAUCAUCUACAGGUUUACUACCAAGAACUCUGGCGGCACACAGAAGAGAGCAUCAAACUCCCGAGCAGUAAACCCUCCUCCGCCUCCAAACCCUGACUAUGCGCCUCUGGAUCCAAAGACGCGGAACAAUGCUGUUUACUCAGGAAUCAGAUAGAUGCUGUUCGGACCAGUUUUACUGUAAAUCAAACUCUGGUGAUUCAUAGUGUUUCUUAAACGUUUGUUCCACAGUAAAGGGUUAUAUAUUCUUCAUGUUGAUGUGAGUUUUGUGAGAUUGUGACUCACAGAUCAGUGUUUUGUGUGCGGAAAGUUGUGCUGAGAAACAUCGGAAACUCAUGAUGGAAACAUCAGCAUGUCAAGCACUGAACAAACACUGCUGUCAUCUGUGCUUUCUGUUAGGAGACCGUGUGCCUUCACGCUUUUAUGUUCCUAAUCUUGUUAUUUUCACAGUUCAGAAGAAUUUGUCAUGUUCUGAUGUGCAAGUGUCUCGUUUUUUUUUUAUCUUAGACUUUUAUCUGGUACAGAAUUAUUUAAAUCAACAGCUGAAUGAACUAAGUUGAGGUUUUAAUGAUGCAGCUGCUGCACUGAGAAAAUACAAAUGAAAAAUAAAGGUGAUUUUCUGUAA
Messenger RNA from Cyprinus carpio (common carp), 1100 nucleotides. RefSeq names its product T-cell surface glycoprotein CD3 epsilon chain. Gene Ontology annotation, biological process: cell surface receptor signaling pathway; positive thymic T cell selection. NCBI's taxonomy places the organism in Eukaryota, Metazoa, Chordata, Actinopteri, Cypriniformes, Cyprinidae. Gene Ontology annotation, cellular component: external side of plasma membrane; alpha-beta T cell receptor complex. The record is from RefSeq and is a predicted model, not a curated record. Gene Ontology annotation, molecular function: transmembrane signaling receptor activity.